AUGGCUCUGUCCGAUGUGGACAUUCCAACGCACUGUAAAGCGGGCGUGGUCGUCAACGAAGGCCCCAACUUUGAAGUGAAAGUAGAGAUGGUCCCUGUUCCGAGACCCGGCCCCAAUGACAUCUUGAUCCGGCUGAAUAUGACGGGCCUCUGCGCCUCUGAUAUCCAUUAUAUGCAGGCAGACCUGGGUACACCCCCUAUGUCUGCGUGGGGCGUCCGCUCGCCGGGCCACGAGGGCGCUGGUGUGGUAGUCAAGGUAGGCGACAACGUGACAAACUUCAAGGUUGGCGAUCGGGCUGGGAUCAAGCCUGUACUGGACACGUGCAGUAACUGCGAGCUCUGCUGGAGUGACAAGGAGACGUAUUGCGCGGGGAAAAUCCUGACGGGACUCAUGGCGCCUGGAACCUAUCAACAAUAUAUCGUCUCCCCAGCGCGAUACGCCUCGCCCAUUCCCGACUCGAUCCCCGACAUGAUUGCGGCCCCGAUUAUGUGUAGCGCAUCGACGAUGUACCGAUCGCUGAAGGAGAGCGGAUUGAAACCGGGCAAUUGGGCGGUCUUCCCCGGUGGUGGAGGCGGCGUAGGUAUCCAAGGGGUCCAACUAGCCAAGGCGAUGGGCAUGCGACCGAUUGUCGUUGACACGGGCGCGUCCAAGCAGGCGUUGGCGAUGAAGAUGGGAGCCGAAGCAUUUGUCGACUUUAUGGAGACUCCAGAUGCGACCAAGGCUGUCGUUGAAGUUGCGGAUGGGGUGGGCGCGCACGGCGUGUUUGUCACGGCGCCGGCCGCUUAUAAAGUGGCCACAUCGUACGUGGGAGAUCGCGUGGGCGCGGUGGUGAUGUGCAUUGGCCUAGGGAAGAAGGGGACGAUCCAUCUGGGCGAGGAUCCCUCCCGGUUCAUCAUGCGCAACCUCUGCAUCAAAGGGACGUUGGUCGGGAGUCGCGAAGACACGGCGCGGGCAUUGGAUUUUGCGCGUCGGGGACAAUUGCAACAGAUCUGCGAGGUGUACCCGAUCGAUCGACUUCCAGAGGCAGUGGAGAAGCUGCGUCGAGGGGAGGUGGCAGGACGGAUUGUGGUGGAUUUUAAUCAGUAG
Messenger RNA from Aspergillus terreus NIH2624, 1086 nucleotides. Its product is annotated as zinc-dependent alcohol dehydrogenase. NCBI's taxonomy places the organism in Eukaryota, Fungi, Ascomycota, Eurotiomycetes, Eurotiales, Aspergillaceae. The coding region runs from base 1 to 1086 and encodes 361 amino acids. Gene Ontology annotation, molecular function: zinc ion binding; oxidoreductase activity. The record is from RefSeq and is a predicted model, not a curated record. The transcript has 3 exons.